Xiphophorus hellerii (green swordtail) is the source of this 1371-nucleotide messenger RNA. It is a transcript of the gene tspan37, whose product is annotated as tetraspanin 37. The record is from RefSeq and is a predicted model, not a curated record. Bases 340 to 1083 code for a protein of 247 amino acids. The transcript has 7 exons. Gene Ontology annotation, cellular component: plasma membrane. NCBI's taxonomy places the organism in Eukaryota, Metazoa, Chordata, Actinopteri, Cyprinodontiformes, Poeciliidae.
CAUUCCCAUUUUUCAUGUGAACGUGAAAAAAACGGAAGCAUCACCUGUCAGAGAACUGACUUUACCUCUUUUAUUAACUCCGAAAAACUAAUGCCAAGCUGAUGGGCUGGGUCUAAAUCAACCCAGACGGGCUUUUCCGCAUUUCAGGGGAAGCAUUUUUUUAAAAAUUAGUUACAGGAAAGGACGUUUGCACCGACUGACAGCACCAUCAAAGUGUCCACUCCUUCUCAAUAAUCAGGUGUGUUUUCUGCACAGGAGCGAUAUGCUGUAGUUUUCUUCCUGUCAUCCUCACAUCGGCAGGUCGCGUCUAUCGAUGGUCGGUGACCAUAGAGAUUAAAAAUGUGUGAUUGGAGAGGAAACCCGCUAAAAACUAUACUCCAGCUAAUGUGUCAACUUCUUUGGGUUGUGGGGAUGGUUAUGGCCAUGAGCGGCGUCUCCCUCCUGAUGAAGUACAGACACUACAGCUUGUUUUUUUCUCAGACCUACAUCCUCCUCCCGGUAGUCUUCACGACCUGCAGCGCUGCGUUCUUGCUCUUCACCGGUUUCCUCGGUACGUGGCUGAGCCUCAGAGACUCCCGCUGUCUGCAAGGAUUGUUUGUGUAUCUGCUGGUUGUGAUCUUUUGCUUGGGAAGCACGGCCUCUGCUCUGGCCUACGUCCACUCCAGAAAGUUGGAUUCCGACACAGCGUCUCUCAGCGAGGUGUUUCAGAAAUACACAGGCAGCAGUCAGGACAGAAACUCUCGGAUUGUUGACGUUACUCAAGAGGAGCUCCAUUGUUGUGGGGUCAGAAACUACACUGACUGGCUGGACAGCUCUUGGUUCAAUAAAACCGCUGGAGAUGCGGUUCCUCGCAGCUGCUGCAACUCUACGUUCCUCUCAUGUAAAGGCAGUGUGUACCAGCCAUGGCAGCUUUACCAUCAGGGCUGUCAGGUGAAGGUGGAGAUGGCUUUUCAGUUCAUCCUAAGGUUUAUCAUGUGGACGUGCCUCCUGGGGUUUCUGACUGAGGUGGUUUUGCUUUACACGGCAGCACAGAUGAUAACGACGGAAGAACGUUUUAACUAUCGAGCACUGAGUAACACCUAAACAAAUAUGAAAUAGCUUUUCAAUUCAAAAAUACUUGCUACUUUUCUAAAGGGAAAUUAAACUGCCAAACAAUAGUGGCCCCACCACUGUUUCAGGAAUUAAAUAUUAUUGCAAUCAAAAUCACAUCUAUCAUUUACAUCAAAAAGAUGAUUUAUCUUGCUCUGGAUCUAUUGUUUGGUUCUGGGUUUUGUAUGUUGUUUUUUUUAAGUGCCUAAUGCUGAUAUUUGACUUGUGAAUAAAUACAACUGAAUAAACCUAAUUAGCUUUUGUUGCACUUUGUGCUGUGAA